Molecule: messenger RNA, 426 nt
Organism: Dacryopinax primogenitus
Lineage: Eukaryota; Fungi; Basidiomycota; Dacrymycetes; Dacrymycetales; Dacrymycetaceae
Product: ribosomal protein L24
Exons: 4
Coding region: 1-426 (141 amino acids)
Biological process (GO): ribosomal large subunit biogenesis; cytoplasmic translation
Cellular component (GO): cytosolic large ribosomal subunit; ribosome
Molecular function (GO): RNA binding; structural constituent of ribosome
Source: RefSeq, a predicted model, not a curated record
AUGAAGGUCUCUCCAUCCGUCUCCGUCUCCCGCCGCAAGUCCCGCGCAGCCCACUUUGGCGCAUCCUCCGAUGUCAGGCGGACGAUCAUGUCCGCUUCUCUGUCCAAGGACCUGCGGGGGAAGCUGCACGUCCGCUCCAUCCCUAUAAGGAAAGACGACGAAGUCCUCGUCGUGCGGGGUCAGUACAAGGGGCGCGAGGGGAAGAUCACUCAAGUGUACCGGAAGAAAUUCGUUGUGCACGUCGAGCGGAUCGCGCGGGAAAAAUCGAACGGGUCUACUGCCCCCGUCGGCAUCCACCCUAGCAACUGCGUCAUUAUCAACCUUAAGAUGGACAAGGAUAGGAAGGCGAUCCUUGAGCGUAGGGAUAGGAGCAAGUCGAAGAAGGGUGAGGAUGUCGAGAUGGUUGACGUGAUGGGGUGUGGCUAA